AUGAAAGCUUAUCAUAGCGCUGGAACGAUGUCCGAUCGAUCGGCAGCAGAUGAUUUCUUCGGUAUCGAAUACAUGUCAUCACAGUCUCCAAAAGCUGAGCCGAAAGAAGAAGAAAAAGAGCCGGAUAUCGCUGUAAAAGACAAACCGAAGAGAUCCUUUCGUCUUAGGACUAUUGAGAGCGCAUUUGAAAAAGAUCCUAGUCGAUUGUCGGGUACAGAAUUCUUGGAUCGGGCGUUUUUUCCUCAACUUGAACUUGUUCUCAGGACCCUGAUGAAUCAUCAGAAAAUGGCAGUGAGUCGUCCAAAGACUUCAUCGAAGGAGCAGUAUUUUGGACGAGUGGGAUCGGCCACUAAAGAGACGAUAAGAGCGCCAUCUGAAGCAGAAGAGUCAGUACCUCAGCUGGUUGAAUUGGACGGAAAUACGGACAAUAGACGUCGUUCACUUACGAGAAAUCCACAGAACGACAGUGGCCAUUUUCAGUUCGAUGUUAGUUCUGACGAUUCAGCCAGGGAAUCCGGACUAGACAAAAUACGAGCCGAUAUUAUUCCAUUGUGGCGAAUGACACAGGAAGAAUUGGUGGAGCUCAUGAUAAACAGGGUUCUUUAUAAAGACGACGAUAUUGUUGCGUUAGACAAACCAUAUGGUAUGGCUUAUUCUGGAGCGUCUCAGAAUUCUCCUCAAUUAGAUAGGUUAUUGCAAAAGAUUAAAGCCAGUGUCGUCCCAAAGUGUGAGCGAUUGUAUCUAGUUAGAUCGUUGGAUAAGUUCCAAUCCGGGAUCGUUUUGUUUGCGACUAAUGCUACGGCACAAUCGGCUUUGAAAGAAGAUUUUGAGAAAGGCAUGGUAGAACAAAUAAGCAGGUGUAUAGUCCGCGGUGAAUUGAAUGAUUCUCCCCUCAAAAUUAAUAUUCCUCUACUGAAAACAGUGAAGGACAGGGAUAUGAAGCUUGUGCCUUUGGUGUCGAAUAAGGCGAAAGGCGACAUUUUCUACGUGGAAUCAGAAUGUCGCACAAUCCGUGGAAAUCAGUAUGUUUUCGAGUGUGGAAGUCCGAACUCACAGAGAAAUCCCACAUCAGAUCCGUGCUCAUCUCGCACUGGCUGGAUGUCCUUUAAUUGGCGAUGCAAAGUACGGAAACUCUUCACCGCGACCUCCACGAUUGUCGCAUCAUGUUCUGGGAGCACUCAACGUGACAGAUUCGCAGUCUCGCAAGAUUCCGAUGUAUCUUCAUUUGAAAGAGAUUAA
Molecule: messenger RNA, 1239 nt
Organism: Cooperia oncophora
Lineage: Eukaryota; Metazoa; Nematoda; Chromadorea; Rhabditida; Trichostrongylidae
Source: the annotation of a GenBank genome assembly